UUUGGGCGGUAGGUGUGAAUAAGCAAACAGCAAAAAUUUAUCCCUCAGUUAAAUAUUUAAUUUAAAAUUAUAAAACAUAGAAGUAAUUUAUAUAUUUUUAUGCUAAAUUAAAGUAAAGCCCUCCAGACCUACCGUGUUGUGUUAUCUCCGUUAUUAGCACAAGAUUUCCACUGUUUUGCACAUAUAUAAAAAUCACAUGGAUAUGGAUAACCUCAAACAAUCAAUGGAGCAAAUGCAGAAUUUCUUCGUCACACAGAUGGAUCAAUUCAGGUCUCAAAUGCAGGGAAAUGCUUCAUCAGUGUCCACCCCCAGUUUGGAAGUAAGGUUUACCGCAUUUCAGAAUCUUGUUAUGAAUAUGUUGCAAUCACUCCAGGAUCAAGUUGACCUGUUGAGCCGCUCCACUGAUAACAUUGAAAUGCGGUCCCGCAAAAAAUUCCUACUUUUUCAUGGUAUCCCAGAGAACAAUGGUGAGGAUCCAGCGGCAGUAAUCACUCAGACCGUUCAAGAAAGGUUGAAUUUGAACGAACUUUCUCUUGAUAACAUUAGCCGGUGUCACAGAAUGGGUCGUCCGCUAGCUGGUAAACCCCGGCCUGUUUUAGUCAAAGUGCGUGACUGGUCUAUUAGGAAUAAAGUAUGGAGUGCGAAGUCUAAGCUGAAGGGAACGGGUGUCACGCUGUCGGAGUUCCUCACUAAGUCACGACAUGAUGUGUUCAUGGCAGCUCGUAAGCGGUUUGGUGUCGCCAAUUGCUGGACUCGUGAGGGCACUGUAUACGUUCUGGACACAGAAGGAGCGCGUCACCGAGUUGAAUGCCUGUCGGACCUUGACAAAGUCGUCGCUGAACCGGAGCAAGCUGGUACCAAGCCGCCUCGUGUAGUCCCCGAGCCCUCCGUAGCUGCGGCCCCGACAACGCGUACCAGAAAGACCGCGGCUGCUGCUGCCAGCAAAUCCGGCAAAAUGUAG
Amyelois transitella is the source of this 961-nucleotide messenger RNA. RefSeq lists its product as uncharacterized. Bases 197 to 961 code for a protein of 254 amino acids. Lineage: Eukaryota; Metazoa; Arthropoda; Insecta; Lepidoptera; Pyralidae. The record is from RefSeq and is a predicted model, not a curated record. The transcript has a single exon.